Messenger RNA from Gambusia affinis (western mosquitofish), 2794 nucleotides. It is a transcript of the gene txnrd3, whose product is annotated as thioredoxin reductase 3. Gene Ontology annotation, biological process: cell redox homeostasis; cellular response to oxidative stress; glutathione metabolic process. Lineage: Eukaryota; Metazoa; Chordata; Actinopteri; Cyprinodontiformes; Poeciliidae. The transcript is spliced from 16 exons. Bases 249 to 2051 code for a protein of 600 amino acids. The record is from RefSeq and is a predicted model, not a curated record. Gene Ontology annotation, cellular component: cytosol; mitochondrion. Gene Ontology annotation, molecular function: thioredoxin-disulfide reductase (NADPH) activity; flavin adenine dinucleotide binding; glutathione-disulfide reductase (NADPH) activity.
UUAGACAAGAAAAUGCUGGAGACUGUUGGCGCGGAUGAUAGACUACUACCUGCUUUCAGAGCAGCAACAGGAAUCGAGGGCAGAUUCACUGUCCUCCUGUGUCUAGUGUUUUAUCGUCCCUUAUAGGCUUUAGGGGCGUUAUUAGAAAGGAGAAGUAACUGAUGCAGGUAGUUAGCAUUUAGUUUAUUAUUUUUGAAAAGCCGUCUAUCGGAGCUUGCUUUGCGCAGGCAGACGGAAAUAGCUGAAAAAUGCCUCCCAUCGAAAAGGACACCGGCAAAAAUGAACUCAAAACUAAGAUACAGAAGCUUAUCGACUCUAACCAAGUGGUGGUCUUCAGCAAAAGCUACUGUCCGUAUUGUAUCCAGGUGAAGGACUUGUUCAAGGAACUGAAAAUCGAGUUCAACGUGAUGGAGCUGGACCUCAUGGAGAAUGGAUCCAACUACCAGGAGAUGUUGCUGGAGAUGACUGGACAGAGGACAGUUCCUCAGGUCUUCAUCAACAAGACGCAUGUUGGUGGUUGUGACAAAACCAUGCAGGCUCACAAAGAUGGCAGCCUCCAGCAGCUCCUCAGUGGGGAAAAGGAAGCGUACGAUUACGACCUCAUAGUCAUCGGAGGUGGAUCAGGAGGCCUGGCCUGCUCUAAGGAAGCUGCCAUGUUGGGAAAGAAGGUGAUGGUGUUGGACUACGUUGUUCCCACACCAACAGGGACCACAUGGGGUCUCGGUGGAACCUGUGUGAACGUCGGCUGCAUCCCCAAGAAGCUGAUGCACCAGACGGCCCUGCUGGCUACAGCCAUCCAGGACGCACGAAAGUUUGGUUGGGAGUUUGACGAGUCGGUGAAACACAACUGGGAUACCAUGAAGAAUGCAGUCAACAACUACAUUGGCUCUCUGAACUGGGGCUACAGGGUGGCGCUGAGGGACAAGAACGUGGACUACGUCAACGCCUAUGCAGAGUUCAUUGAACCACACAAAAUCAAGGCAACAAACAAACGAGGGAAGGAGACGUUUUACACAGCAGCCAGGUUUGUGUUGGCCACAGGGGAAAGACCGCGUUACCUGGGAGUCCCUGGAGACAAGGAGUACUGCAUCACCAGUGACGACCUGUUCUCGCUGUCCUACUGCCCGGGGAAGACGUUGGUGAUCGGAGCGUCCUACGUGGCUCUGGAGUGUGGCGGCUUCCUGGCCGGCCUGGGCCUGGACGUCACCGUCAUGGUGCGCUCCAUCCUGCUGAGGGGCUUCGACCAGGACAUGGCCAACCGCGCCGGAGCGCACAUGGAGACGCACGGUGUCAAAUUCAUCCGCAAAUUUGUGCCAACGAAGAUCGAGCAGCUGGAGGAAGGCAACCCCGGCAGACUGAAGGUGACGGCCAAAUCCACAGAGACGGACGAGACGAUUGAGGACGAGUACAACACGGUGUUGAUCGCAGUGGGUCGGAAUGCGUGCACCGAUAAGAUCGGUCUGGACAAGGCGGGGGUCAAAGUGAACCCAAAAAAUGGAAAGAUUCCAGUAAACGACGAGGAACAGACCAACGUUCCCCACAUUUACGCCAUCGGAGACAUUCUGGAGGGAAAGUGGGAGCUGACGCCCGUCGCCAUCCAAGCUGGGAAGUUACUGGCGCGUCGUCUCUAUGGCGGAUCCACCAUCAAGUGUGACUACGUCCACGUUCCCACCACAGUUUUCACCCCACUGGAGUACGGAGCCUGUGGCCUGUCAGAGGAGAGAGCCACCGAGCUGUACGGCCCAGACAACAUCGAGGUGUACCACAGUCUGUUCUGGCCUCUGGAGUACACUGUGCCAGGCCGCGACAACAACCAAUGCUACGCCAAGAUCAUCUGCAACAAACUGGACAGCGACCGUGUAGUCGGGUUCCACUACCUGGGGCCAAACGCAGGGGAGGUGACUCAGGGCUUUGGUGCCGCCAUGAAAUGUGGAGCGACCAAGGAGCACUUUGACGCCACCAUCGGCAUCCACCCGACCUGCGCUGAGGUCUUUACCACCUUGGAGGUGUCGAAGAGGUCUGGUGGAGACAUCACCCAGUCUGGUUGCUGAGGUUAAACCCCGCCUGUUUAGCAGGCUGCUCUCAUAUUGGACUCUAUCCCGGGGUCAAAGGUGCUUGUUUAGACGUCAUACAAAGCACUAAGUGUCUGAUGUGAAGGUGGCCUGCUGAUCGGCGGGGUUACUCUCCUGGCCUCCAUCGGUCUGUCCGCUUGUCAGAGGAGCUCCAGCACACACACCUACGGGAACGUACACGUGUGAUUGGAGUGUUUGACGUCCUGGCCCAUAACCUAGCAUACUUAGGUGGGCGAGGAUCGAUGUCCUUCUGCAGAGGAACCCGAUGGUGGCGCCAAUCCUUCGUCCAAACCCCUCCCAACUCUUCUCCACUUCUUACAAGCAGAGGGUGCAGAGCCUGAAAACUGCUUAACGUGUGGCUUUAGUGCAUGUGAACAUCACCUUCAUAAUUCCACAUGUUUUCUCUUCAAUUCAACAUCAGUCUGUUCAACAUGACCAUUUUAAGUUUAGUAAAUUUCAAAGAGAACAUAAUCUCUUCUGAGUCUACAAGCUUCAAGAUCUGCUUUUACUAUUUUCAGUCUGAACAGCUGUGUUGGCCUGAGUUGUAUCAACAGUUAAUUUAUCUUGUGUGUUCUGCCUCUGCAUUGUGUAUAUAAAGUACAUUCAGUCUUCAGUCACUGUGGGACAUUAAUCAUCUGUAUAAAUGACAAGUUUGUUAGAGUCAAACUCCUCUAGACCACUGUUUUUCCUCCACACUUAAUAAAAGUUUUAUUCACAUUUAA